Messenger RNA from Aaosphaeria arxii CBS 175.79, 1619 nucleotides. RefSeq names its product EPT/RTPC-like protein. Gene Ontology annotation, molecular function: RNA-3'-phosphate cyclase activity. Gene Ontology annotation, biological process: RNA processing. The coding region runs from base 180 to 1532 and encodes 450 amino acids. NCBI's taxonomy places the organism in Eukaryota, Fungi, Ascomycota, Dothideomycetes, Pleosporales. Gene Ontology annotation, cellular component: nucleus. The transcript has a single exon. The record is from RefSeq and is a predicted model, not a curated record.
GAUAAGUGAACAGUGUGAACAUCAUAACAAAGAGCUCUCAUCAAAAAAGCACAAAACAUUGUCAUUUAGGCGAGAACUUUGUCAUACCUAUAAACACUUUUCUCACCCAUCUCCAUCCAACAACCAACCAUCAUCUCCAACAUCCUUUCGACCACAACCACAAACAAACAACCACCACCAUGGCACCCCCCAACACAACCCAACCAAUCCACCUCCCCGGCACAACCCUCGAAGGAGGCGGCCAACUCCUCCGCAACGCCCUCGCCCUCUCCUCCCUCCUCCGCACACCCAUCCACGUGACCUCCAUCCGAGGAAACCGCUCCGGUGGAGGAGGCCUCAAAGCGCAGCACCUGGUCUCGCUACAAUUCCUCGCCGCGGCCUCAGGCGCGGGGGUCAAGGGCAUAGGGCUGGGGAGCAAGGAGGUUGUGUUUUCGCCCGGCGAGCGGGAACGACAUGGCUUUGGGGGAUCGGUGGAAGCAAAGGGGGACUCGAGGAAAAGGAGGAGGAAGAUCGAGAUCAAGCAGGCGACGCCCGGGAGCGUGAGUCUUGUUUUCCAGGCUGUGCUGCCGUUUUUGAUGUUCGGGGGUUGCUGUGUGGCGGCGGAUGGGAAAGAGAGUGGAGAGAAAGAAGACGAUGGGGAGGGGGAGAUAGAGGAGGAGUUCGAGCUGCUGAUCACGGGCGGCACGAACGUUUCGAAUAGUCCUAGCUUCGACUACACCGCGCAGGUGCUCAUUCCGAUGCUCAAGAUGAUCGGGAUUCCUGAUAUCGAGGUCAUGUGCUCGAGGGGUUGGAGUCAGGGGCGCACGAGUCUUGGAUGGGUCCGGUAUCGGUUUGGUACUUUGAGAGAUAAGCUUCCCGCGUUCAGGCUUGUUGAUCGGGGGAGCCUUGUCAAGGUCAAUUUCACGAUUCUUGCGCCUGGAGGGUCGGAGAGGGAUUUCAGGGAUGAGGUGGAGGUUGCCUGGGAGAGAUUUUCGAGGACUGCCUGGCCUGAUGUGGGACCGGAAAAUGAAGAACCGGAGAUGGAGGUUUCGUUUGAAGAUUCGAGGGAUGCUAAGAGAUAUUACCUGCUUGUUGUUGCGACGACAUCGACGGGGAUGAAGUUGGGUCGCGAUUGGUUGUAUGACAGAGGUGUUCGGGCGGGCAAGACGGAUGGAAUUGCCAGGGAGAUGCUGAGGAAGGUUUUGCUGGAUAUGAAAGCGGAGCUGGACCAUGAGGGUUGCGUUGAUGAGUGGAUGAGGGACCAGCUUAUCGUCUUUCAGGGUCUGGCUGAAGGGAAGAGUGAGGUGAAUGGAGGCCGAAGAAGGAUGAAGAACGGCGAAGAGGGCCAGCUGGUGGAGCCAAGCCUUCAUGCGAAGACAGCACAGUGGGUGGCAGCAGAGCUGCUGAACGUCAGUUUUGAUGAUGAAGGUGGAUGUGAGGGUGUUGGAUAUGCGCCUGGGCAUCAUAACGGGAAUGCGCAGAGCAAAGAGCAUAGUGGGGAUGGAUUGGUAGAAAGCAUGGAGAAGCUUGACAUCAAAGCAAACACCCCAUGAAUGGACUCAUUACAUAUAUUUUUGUAUUUUAUAUGGUUCAAGCGAAAGCAUUUGAGAGACAGUUUUCAUAAAAGCGAUACUACACAU